CAGAAGUUUAUACUCUGGAAGAAGAUGGCUCUUCACCACCUGUGGAUCUUGCUCCUUUGCCUACAAACCUAAGGAUGAAUCUGUAAGUUUGGAGGUAUCUAAACUUAUCUACGUGGAAACUGGAAAAGAAAGAGGUGUGAACAAUCAGUUGGGGGGCUGAUGUUAGUAGAGGUCUGGAAGCAGCUGGAAGUGACACAGACAUCUUCAUGGUGAAUGGGAUUCUGGGGGAGUCAGUUACUUUCCCCUUAAAUAUCAAACAAUCACAGAAAGUUAUCAGCAUUUCUUGGAAUUCCAAAACAUCUGUCGCUUUUGUAACACCAGGAAACUCAGGAGCAGCACCCACAAUUUCCAUAACCCACCAAAAUUACCAUGAACGAAUAAAUGUCUCAAGUCAGAAUUAUAACCUGGAGCUCAGAAAUCUGAAGAUGGAAGACUCAGGGAUCUACAAAGCUGACAUAAAUGUAAAGACCUCUGAAAUGAUCACCACCACCACCAGGUGCUACAGUCUUCAAGUCUAUCGUCGGCUUGGGAAGCCAAAAAUUACUCAGAGUUUAAUGACAUCUGUGAAUAGCACCUGCAAUGUCACACUGAUAUGCUCUGUCGAGAAAGAAGAAAAGAAUGUGACAUACAGUUGGAGUCCACUGGGGGAAGAAGGCAAUGUCCUUCGAGUCUUCCAGACCCCUGACAACCAAGAGCUGACUUACACAUGUACAGCAUGGAACCCUGUCAGCAACAGUUCUGACUCCAUCUCUGCCCAGCAGCUCUGUGCAGACAUCGCAGUGGGCCUCCAUAUUCGCCACACUGGGCUGCUGAGUGGGCUGGCUGUGCUCUCUCUGCUUCUAAUCGUUCUACCUUCAGUGAUUGUGUUCCUUUUGCACAAAAGAGGACAAGGUUCCUACUUGAAGACCUUCAGUAAGAACCCUGAUGCUGCCUCAAAGAAAACAAUAUACACAUACAUCACAGUUCCAAGAGACAUCCAGACAGCAGAGCCCAGGAUCUAUGAUGAAAUCCCCCAAUCCAAGGUGCUCCCCACCAAGGAGGAGCCAGUGAACAUGAUUUACUCCAUAGUGAAGUACUCUGAUAAGAUGGGGAAAACCAACACUCAGGACAGCAAACCUCCUGGGACUUCAAGUUAUGAUAUCGUGAUCUAGGCUCCCAGAUGGAAUUCUCCCCAUGGAAACUGAUCUACAACCAUACCUACUGGCAGAUGCUCCAGACCUAGACUUGCUCUGCCCAGAUCUUACCUGGAGAUUGCAAAUCACCAGAUCCCAACAUGUAAGCAAA
Kogia breviceps (pygmy sperm whale) is the source of this 1284-nucleotide messenger RNA. NCBI's taxonomy places the organism in Eukaryota, Metazoa, Chordata, Mammalia, Artiodactyla, Physeteridae. The record is from RefSeq and is a predicted model, not a curated record.